CGGCCCUGCCCUCCCGGCGCACCAAGCCGGACACGCUAUUUAUACCCUCGCCCGCUCCUCUCCCCCCCCCGCGCGGCCGGUAUCGGCGGAGCAAUGCGCACACAAUACGAUUCCAGGAAUCCCUCGCUUCCUGGAACAGGCUAAAAGGGCAAACAAAGGAUUACCGAGCCAGGUUUUUUCCUCAGAGCCGCCUCGCUCCGCAGGCAGGGAAGGGCAGGAGCUGCCCCGCCGCUCCCAACCGCGGGCGUUGCUUAUCGGUGCUGUUUAUCGAUAUCCCAGAGCUCCCAACGUUGCCUAAACCACCGCUCUGAGGGAGGCUCGGCUCCUUUUUAAAUCCACGCGAUUUCCCUUUUUUUCCCUGGGUGUUAUUUUUUAAACUCUCUUCGCUGCCGUGUUCUGCCGAGCACAACGAGGACGCCUCGUUUUCCGCCGCGUUCCCUCGGAUCCCAGGCUCCCCGCCCAGCCUGGGUCGCCUCCUGCCCGCUUGCCCUCGGCCCCAAAGCCCGAGCUCUGCCGCCUCCUGUGCCCGCCCACCCCGAGCUGAGGCUGGGACAAGCCUGCUCCUUCUGGAAGCGAAGGACAAGGAGGCGAGAAGAGAGGAAGAGAAGAGGAGAGAGCGUUCCCCACCUUCUUGGAGACUUAAUGCUCCUCCCUUGGUCCAGGAGUGACAUGAUCCUCUGUGUUCAGGGACCUCAUCCUUUGCUGGCGGAGGAGAAGAUCAGGAGGCUGUCGCUAAGGGGCAUCGCGGCGGAUUUGUCAGAGCCCAUCAUGCAGCCGCUCCCAGUUGUGGCCUUCCAGGAGGAAUCUGCGCCUGCCUUUGCGGCACCGGUUCCAGACAGCAACCCCCCUCAGACACGAGACCCCGAGGAAGACCUUCUCUGCAUCGCAAAAACCUUCUCCUACCUGCGAGAAUCUGGUUGGUACUGGGGAUCUAUCACUGCCAGUGAGGCCAAGCAGCAUCUCCAAAAGAUGCCUGAAGGCACCUUCCUGGUACGGGACAGCACCCACCCCAGCUACCUGUUCACACUUUCUGUCAAGACAAACCGGGGUCCCACCAACGUGCGCAUCGAAUAUGCUGACAGCAGGUUCCGUCUGGACUCAAACUACUUGUCCAAACCUCGCAUCCUGGCUUUCCCAGAUGUAGUCAGUCUUAUCCAGCACUAUGUCACGUCCUGCACAACAGAAAGCAAGAACGAGGCUCCUUACCCGCCUCCAUCUCCUCUACCUCCCAUGCAAAAAGAGAUGGCAGCAGCUGCGGUCCACUUGAAACUCAUCCGGCCGCUCAGCCGCAAGGACAACAUCCCCAGCCUACAGCACCUCUGCCGGCUACGGAUCAACAAGUCCACAUCCGACGUGGACCAGCUCCCGCUACCUCGGCGGAUGGGGGACUACUUGAAGCAAUACCCUUUCCAGCUCUGAAGCGUGGCCGUUCUAUCUCAGGCGUGUCAGACAGGGACAGAAAUAGGAGAACUUUGUGCCUCUGUGGCACUGAAGCGCAGCAUCAGGUGGGCACAGCAAAGAUCAGCAGAGACUGCAUCCAUCUUUCCUCUCCCCUUCUCUCUAAAUCCAUUCCAGUGCCAGGGAGGAGUUGGUGGUUUCGGUGAACAAUGGGACGCAACCGGAGCUCUGAACCUCAGGCCGUGCCAACGGUGGCUGGGAGAAAGCACUGUAGGCGUGCGCACACUACUUGAAUUUCAGAGUUGCUGUGACACCCGAAAUGUUGACAUUGUUAUUUUCACUAUUUAUUUCCAUGGCAGUUUCUCUCCUCAUGGUAUUUUAAAAGCACCUUUUACUUUA
Molecule: messenger RNA, 1797 nt
Organism: Cuculus canorus (common cuckoo)
Lineage: Eukaryota; Metazoa; Chordata; Aves; Cuculiformes; Cuculidae
Gene: CISH
Product: cytokine inducible SH2 containing protein
Exons: 3
Coding region: 643-1419 (258 amino acids)
Biological process (GO): intracellular signal transduction; phosphatidylinositol phosphate biosynthetic process
Cellular component (GO): phosphatidylinositol 3-kinase complex
Molecular function (GO): 1-phosphatidylinositol-3-kinase regulator activity
Source: RefSeq, a predicted model, not a curated record